This is a messenger RNA of Hemibagrus wyckioides, 3467 nucleotides long. It is a transcript of the gene slc71a1-2, whose product is annotated as major facilitator superfamily domain containing 14A2. The coding region runs from base 160 to 1641 and encodes 493 amino acids. The record is from RefSeq and is a predicted model, not a curated record. Gene Ontology annotation, molecular function: transmembrane transporter activity. Gene Ontology annotation, cellular component: membrane. The transcript has 12 exons. NCBI's taxonomy places the organism in Eukaryota, Metazoa, Chordata, Actinopteri, Siluriformes, Bagridae. Gene Ontology annotation, biological process: transmembrane transport.
AAAUAAUAGAGCUACAGUGAGCUGGAGAAUUGAAUCAUUCAGUUAGCGCCGAAGCUAACGGUGUUGGGCUAACAUCCGGCUAGGCUAGGCUAAGCUAAGCUAAGCUAACAGGGCAGGUCCAGGCGUGUUUCUGCGAUAAAGGAUGGAUAUAAGCUAACGAUGACCGGGGAGAAGAAGAAGAAGAAGCGGCUGAACCGCAGCAUUCUCCUGGCCAAGAAGAUCAUCAUUAAAGAUGGAGGCAGUCCACAGGGGAUGGGGGAGCCGAGUGUGUACCAUGCUGUGGUCGUCAUCUUCCUUGAGUUCUUUGCCUGGGGACUUCUCACCACACCUAUGCUCACGGUGUUACAUCAGACAUUCCCCCAGCACACAUUCCUGAUGAAUGGACUCAUUCAUGGAGUUAAGGGUCUCCUGUCGUUCCUCAGCGCUCCUCUGAUUGGUGCUCUCUCUGAUGUUUGGGGUCGGAAGUCAUUUCUUUUGCUUACCGUCUUCUUCACCUGCGCACCCAUUCCACUGAUGAAGAUCAGCCCAUGGUGGUACUUUGCUGUUAUCUCGGUAUCAGGAGUGUUUGCUGUGACGUUCUCUGUCAUUUUUGCGUAUGUGGCUGACAUCACACAGGAGCAUGAGAGGAGCACAGCAUAUGGCCUGGUGUCGGCGACAUUUGCAGCCAGUCUGGUGACGAGCCCGGCGAUCGGAGCGUACCUGUCUCAGGUGUACGGGGACACGCUGGUGGUGAUUUUGGCUUCGGCCAUUGCUUUGCUGGACAUUGGCUUCAUUCUGGUGGCUGUCCCUGAGUCCCUGCCUGAGAAAAUGAGACCAGCGUCAUGGGGAGCGCCCAUCUCCUGGGAACAGGCUGACCCCUUCGCUUCUCUGAGGAAGGUUGGUCAGGACUCCACAGUAUUGUUGAUUUGUAUCACAGUCUUCCUUUCUUACCUUCCUGAAGCCGGUCAGUACUCCAGCUUCUUCCUGUACCUGCGGCAGGUGAUUGGAUUCACCUCAGAGACAGUUGCAGCAUUUAUUGCAGUGGUGGGAAUCCUGUCCAUAUUGGCUCAGACGGUGGUGUUGGGUGUGUUGAUGCGCUCUAUUGGGAAUAAGAACACCAUCCUUUUAGGACUUGGCUUCCAGAUCCUGCAGCUCGCCUGGUAUGGCUUCGGCUCCCAACCCUGGAUGAUGUGGGCAGCUGGGGCUGUAGCUGCAAUGUCCAGCAUCACUUUCCCAGCAAUCAGUGCCAUCGUGUCCCGAAAUGCUGAUCCUGACCAACAGGGUGUGGUACAGGGGAUGAUCACAGGGAUCAGGGGGUUGUGUAACGGACUUGGCCCCGCCCUCUAUGGCUUCGUCUUCUACCUGUUCCAUGUGGAGCUGAAUGAGAUGGAUGUUGCAGGAGGAGCUGAGAAAGGAACCAAACCCAACAUGGCCAAUCCCACUGACGAGAGUGCCAUCAUUCCUGGUCCUCCCUUUCUGUUUGGAGCAUGCUCAGUUCUUCUCUCCCUCUUGGUGGCGCUCUUCAUCCCUGAACACAACACGCUCUCUCUGCGGCCCGGCAACUACAAAAAACACACCAGCACCGCCCAGAGCCAUGCCCACACCCCUCAGGGUGGAGCCUGUGAAGGCAAAGAGCCUCUACUGGAUGACAGCAGCGUAUGAUCUUGCCCACUGCCACCUCAAACACACAUCAGGGUGGAGCAUGUAGGAAAAGAGACCCUAUUGGUUUACAGCAGUGUGUGACUCCACCCACUGCCUCCUUGAAUACAUCAGGGUGAAGCUAGUGAGAAGAAGGGCCCUGUUUGUUGGACAGGUUCAGUGUCUGACUCCACCCAUUGCCACCUGACUCGUAUCUGGGUGGAGCCAGUGCGAGGGAUGGGCCUUUCUUUUGGACAGGUUCCGUGUCACUCCGCCUACUGCCACCUCACACACAACAGGACGGAGCUUGCAAGGACUGAAUAACUGCACUGUAUGACUCCGCCCACUUCCACGUCAAUCAUACAUACUUCUCCCUUGUUUUCGAGCUCAAAUGCAUUUAAGGGCGGAGCCUGUGAGAAUUAGAUGAUAGCACAGCAUGACUCCGCCCAAUGCUGCCAAACACACACACAUGCACACAACCUUUGGUGCGGAGUCUGUGAGGGGAAAUCGGCCUUUCCUGUAUGUGAACUCUGUAUGACUCCACCCACUGCCAUCUCACACACAUCGGGGUGGAGCUAACAGAGGACCAGUGCUGUAUUACCCCGCCCACUGUCACACUAAAGCUUAAUUGGGGUGGAGCUUGUGGCAAGUGAAUGACAGCAGUGUAUGACUCCACCCACUGCCACCUCAAAUGCACCUCAGGGUGGAGUCGAAUAUAAGACUCCUCCUACUUUCACCUGUUGUGCCCCCAACACUUUUUUUUUUUUUUUUUUUACCAUACUGACCUCCAUCAGCUGAACACACACUUCAGAAUGCUGUGUGUGAAUGACGCUACUGUACACACACACACACACACACACACACACACACAGAGUCUAGUUAAUUUUACAGGUGUGUGUGUGUGUGUGUGAUCUCCACACUCUGUUACUUUGAGGCCAUAUGACAGCGGCUGUGUCCUGACCGCUGUGUCCUGACCGCUGUCCUUCAGAGACUUGUGCCACUCUGGUCAGUGUACACUGUACAGUUUUUUAGACAUUUCUAGACUGGUGUGGUGCAUUGUGGGUCAUUUUUGUUUUGAUAUUAGCUUGUUGCAGUGCAUUAUGGGAUUUAGUCCACUUUAUUUGUGGAUGUAACAGAUGCAUAAUGUGCACUGUGUAGUGGACAGAGAGUGGACACGGGCACGCAGCAUCUCCAUCAUUAAACUGCAGCCUUCCUGUACUGUGAGCUGAAACUCUGAACCUGAUGAUGGCGCUGUCUCUCUCUCUCUCUCUCUCUCUCUCUCUGAGUCUCUCUCUGAGUCUCUCUCUCUGUCUCUCUCUCUCUCGCUGUCUCACUCUUUCUUUGAGUCUCUGUCUUACUCUCUGUUUGAGUCUCUCUCUAUCUUUCUGUCUUUCACUCUGUCUCGCUGUCUGUUUCUGUCUGAGUCUCUGUUUGUCUGCCUGUCUCUCUCCCUGUCUGUCUGUCUUUCUCUCUCACUCUCUUUCGCUCUGUCUCACUCUCUGUCUGAGUCUCUGUCUGUCUCUCUAUCCUCUCUCAUGCUCUGAGUGGGUUCACUGACUGUGUGUGUGUGUGUGAUGGAGAAAUACAGAUAGCUACAGAAAUGAUAAUUCUGUUAACUCUGACUGAAAGUGAGUGACCACCAGUUUAUUUGCUAAAUUGGUGGAUAUUAAUUUUUAGUUUUGUGUGUGUGUGAGAGAGAGUGUGUGUGAGUGUGUGUGAGUGAGUGUGUGAGAGAGAGUGUGAGUGUGUAAAUUGAAGCAGAAUAUUUAAAACUGUAAAGCGGUCAGUGAGAUGUAAAUAACAGGAAAUUAACAAACCCUUAUUUAUUAAAUGCUUCUUGGUCCUCUGCA